This is a messenger RNA of Nothobranchius furzeri (turquoise killifish), 2583 nucleotides long. RefSeq names its product alpha/beta hydrolase domain-containing protein 17A. Lineage: Eukaryota; Metazoa; Chordata; Actinopteri; Cyprinodontiformes; Nothobranchiidae. Gene Ontology annotation, biological process: protein depalmitoylation; regulation of postsynapse organization. The record is from RefSeq and is a predicted model, not a curated record. Gene Ontology annotation, cellular component: endosome membrane; plasma membrane. Gene Ontology annotation, molecular function: palmitoyl-(protein) hydrolase activity.
UAGCAAAAAAAAAAAAAAAAAAAAAAAAAGAAUUCCAGCUAGCUUGCCACCGACAACUGGUCAGUCCGCUGAAGUAAAACCAUCAAUGUCAAGGCACAGGCAGGCUUUUGGAGGUCUUGUGCUGCUUCUGUGUAGCCUACAUAUCCGGGCACACCAUCCGGUGAAACGUAUCUAGCUGGUCUAGUGACAACACCAGAAGACCUUGGUGCAGUGGUGUGCCAGCUGACAUCAAGACCAAAGCUUUUCUGAAAUCAGGUUUGUACCAGAAGAUGAACGGUCUGUCCAUACGGGAGCUAUGCUGCCUGUUCUGCUGCCCCCCCUGCCCCAGCCGCAUUGCAGCCAAACUGGCUUUCCUCCCUCCAGAGCCCACCUAUGCGUUACUCCCUGACCCAGAUCCAGGUUCAGGAGCUACAACUGUGUCUGCUCCCAACUCUGGUGCUGCUCCUCCUUCGCUGGGAGCCCCGGGACUGCGUUCACGGCUGAGCACUAGUAGUGGAGGUGACAGAGGAGGUGGUGGAGGUGGCGGCGGCGGUGGCAGCAGCAAUGUUAGUGGUGGCGGCACGGCCAGCACCACUGGCAGCACUAGCGUUGUGGGUGAAGGAAGGUGGAAGCUGCAUCUCACAGAAAGAGCAGAGUUCCAGUAUUCACAGAGAGAGCUGGAUGUGACGGAUGUAUUCCUGACCAGAUCCAGCCGGGGGAACAGAGUCGGAUGUAUGUACAUUCGCUGUGCUCCCAAUGCUAGGUUCACUGUGUUGUUUUCUCACGGAAAUGCUGUGGACCUGGGUCAGAUGAGCAGCUUCUACAUCGGUUUAGGAACACGCAUCAACUGCAACAUCUUCUCCUACGACUACUCAGGCUACGGUGCCAGUACUGGCAAGCCCUCUGAGAAGAACCUUUAUGCUGACAUCGAUGCUGCCUGGCACGCCCUGCGCUCCCGGUACGGCAUCAGUCCCGAGAAUAUCAUCCUGUAUGGACAGAGCAUUGGCACAGUGCCCACGGUAGAUUUAGCCUCCAGGUUUGAGUGUGCUGCUGUGGUCCUUCACUCUCCUCUCACCUCCGGCAUGAGGGUGGCCUUCCCCGACACUAAGAAAACUUACUGCUUCGAUGCCUUCCCAAACAUCGAGAAAGUGUCGAAGAUCCCGUCUCCAGUUCUCAUCAUUCACGGUACGGAGGAUGAGGUGAUCGACUUCUCUCACGGCCUGGCCCUGUUCGAGCGCUGUCCCAAGGCUGUGGAGCCCCUCUGGGUGGAGGGGGCGGGCCACAACGACAUUGAGCUUUACAGUCAGUACUUGGAGCGGCUACGGCGCUUCAUCAACCAGGACCUGGCUGCUCAGCACGCCUGAGAAACAAGCAGCCUCUCUGUCGUCAUAUCUAUGGCACUGUGUGUGUGUGUGUGUGUGUGUGCGUAAAUGAUUGCAUGCAUGUGAAAGGGGGGUGUCGGCGUGUUUGAAAAUGUGUGUGUGAAAUAGACCUAAAAACAUUGUGAUUUGGGUCACAUCUGUGUCGUAUGAGCAGUACAGCUACAAGAUGAACACACACACACACACACACACACACACACACACACACACUUGUUUUGUUUCCUGUUUUUAAAGGUGGUAACUUUUUUAUUAAGUCGUUAGCUUUAUACAUUUGUACAGUGUUGGUUAAACACUGAAAAAUAAAUGAAGACACAUAAUUUAACAGUUGAUCUAAUUGUAAUGGGGAAGCGACAGUUUAGUCUAAAGGCACACAGAUGUUGUUUUAAAGCGUGUGAAUGUGGGCACGUGCAAAUCUCAUUGACCUUUGACACCUGAAUGACUUGUGUGUGUUAGAUAGAAAUGAAGGACUUCCUGAUGACUUGGAAAACUGUAGGAGGCUAGCGGAGACUUCUCGAUGUUAAUAUUUGUAAUAAUUUUUGAUUUUGUUGUUUUUUUUUUUGUUCCAAGUGUGUAUGAAGAAUACCUCCACAGCUUGACAAGUUUUCUUUCCGUUGGACAAACCCUGGUCGGGCGUUCCUAACCCACCACUCAUUGUUUACCUUUUUUAACGGACACUCGUACGACUGCCGGGGCGUCUCCCAAGUCUCCGCUCUGCUAACACUACUCUGUUAGGUUUCAUUUCCUGUGACUUUUAUCGGGGGCUGUUUUGAGGAAACACUUGUCUGAAGAACUUCCACAGCUCUGGUGGAUGUUACCGACUUUAUCUCCUUUUUUAAUUUUUGUAUUACGUCCAGCUUCCAUGUUAAUUCCAGGAUUUAUUCGACCACUUUUCACUGAUCAGAAACAUUUGUUUCCUUGGAUGGAGUAAUGACCCUCAGAGCACCAACAGAUGGUGCUAAAAGGUCGGUGCAAAGGAACAAGCGUGAUUUAAGUGAGCCGCUGGGUGCAGAACCGAGUCACUGGUUAUUGUUCCAUCAUGUCGAGCUGCCUGAUUCAGUAAAUGAAUAAGUUCAUGUUGCUCAUAAAUAUCACAGAUCAUCAAAAUCAUGCUGAUUAACUCCUAGUCCUGUUCUAGUUCAUCACGUGACUCGGCAUAUUUCUUGCUAGUUCUUGUCUUGAUGUAUUUAAUCCAGAUGUGUUGGUGGCGAUGCGGAGGUCCAGA